GCUCUAUUCCCACCCCAGCUUCUCCCCCAAGCUUUUACUCUCUCUGUCUUCAAUGGCUCGGAACAAGGAGACCUUGCUAUUGUUGCUCGAUGUGGGUCCUUCAAUGCACGAUGUUCUUCCGGAAGUUGAAAAAGUCUGCUCCUUGCUAGUAGAGAAAAAGCUCAUAUACAAUAAAUCUGAUGAAGUGGGUCUUAUUUUAUUUGGAACUGAAGACACAAAAAAUGAGCUGACAAGGGAAGUGGGUGGGUAUGAACAUGUGGUGGUUUUACGAGAUACCAAAGUUGUUGAUGGAGAUCUUGUUGAAACUUUACAACACCUUCCUCGAGGAACUUUUAAUGGUGAUUUUCUUGAUGCUAUAAUUGUUGGGAUGGAUAUAUUGAUAAAAAGGUUUGGAAAAACAGACAAAAAAAGGAAACGCAUUUGCCUUAUAACAAAUGCACUAUGUCCUAUUAAAGACCCAUUUCAAGGAAGCAAAGAAGACCAAAUCAUCACCAUCGGUGAGCAAAUGGUUCAACAUGGCAUGGGAAUGGAAAGUAUAGUUGUGAGGGGAAGGCUUAGCGAGAAUGCAAAUAAGAGAGUAAUGGAUGAAAAUGAUCUUCUAUUGAAUAUAUUUUCGAAAACAACAUGUGCAAAGUUGGUGCAUGUUGAGAGUCCAAUAUCAUUGUUUGGUGCUCUAAGAACUCGAAAUAUUUCUCCAGUUACAAUAUUCAGGGGUGAUCUUGAAAUCAGCUCCAAAAUGAAGAUUAAGGUAUGGGUUUACAAGAAAACAUCAGAAGAGAAGUUUCCCACUCUGAAGAAAUAUUCUGACAAAGCACCUGCAACUGAUAAAUUUGCCACCCAUGAGGUCAAGGUAGAUUAUGAGUACAAAAAUGUUGAAGGUCCUAGUAGAGUUGUACCUCCAGAAGAAAGGAUUAAAGGAUAUCGUUAUGGACCUCAAGUAGUUCCUAUAGCACCUUCUGAAUGGGAUGCUGUCAAGUUCAAACCAGAGAAGAGUGUAAAACUUCUAGGAUUUACUGAUGCUUCCAACAUAAUGCGGCACUAUUACAUGAAAGAUGCCAAUGUUUUCAUUGCUGACCCGGGCAAUACAAGGGCAGUUCUUGCAGUUUCUGCCUUAGCAAGAGCAAUGAAGGAGAAAAAUAAGGUGGCUAUUGUGCGUUGUGUUUGGAGAAAUGGCCAAGGGAAUGUUGUUGUGGGGGUUCUGACACCCAACGUAUCUGAGAAGGAGAAUAUUCCUGAUUCGUUGUACUUUAAUGUGCUUCCCUUUGCUGAGGACGUUCGAGAAUUUCAGUUCCCCUCUUUCAACAAUUUACCAGCAUCAUGGCAGCCUAAUGAACAGCAGCAAGAGGCUGCAGAUAACUUGGUAAAGAUGCUUGACCUGGCACUACCUGGAAAAGAGGAAGCUCUGCAGCCUGACUUUACACCAAAUCCUCUUUUGGAGCGUUUCUAUCGUCAUCUUGAGUUGAAAUCAAAGCACCCAGAUGCAGCUGUACCUCCUCUUGAUGAAACCCUCAAGAAGAUAACUGAACCUGAUCCAGAACUACUUUCUCAAAACAAGUCUGUUAUUGAUGCAUUCCGCCGGAUUUUUGAACUCAAAGAGAAACCAAAGCUGAAGAAAUCAAAUCGACGAUUUUUGCGAGAAAACCCAUCUGGAUCGAACAAGGAAGAGGGUUACAGUGACAUUUCUGCUCAAUUGCUCAAUUCCAGUGAAAACACAUCUGCUGUUAAGGUUGAGAAAAUUGGGGAUUUGACCCCUGUCCAAGAUUUUGAAACCAUGAUGUCACGUAGAGAUGGUCCAGAAUGGGUUGGUAAAGCAAUCAAGGACUUGAAAAACAAAAUAUUUGAUAUGGUGGAGGACUCCCAUGAAGGGGACAAUUAUUCUAAAGCACUGGAAUGUCUAGUUGCCCUUCGCAAGGGUUGCAUCCUUGAGCAGGAACCAAAACAUUUCAACGAUUUCCUGCACCAUCUUUCUAACUUCUGCCGGGAGAAGGACCUUGAUAGUUUCUGUGAAUUUCUUGCAUCCAAAGAACUCACCCUGAUCUCCAAGACAGAAGCCAUUGACAGUGAAGUUAGUGAUGCUGAAGCUAGAAGUUUUUUGGUUAAAUUAAAGCCAAAAACUGAGGACUUGAGUGGAUAAUCCAGUGUCAGUCCUUGUAGUAUCCCCAUGUUGAUGCUGAUCACGGUUAUGUAUAGACACUCAAAAGUUUUGUUAGAUGAUGGGGAAUCGGGGAUUAUAUUGUAAAUGUUCCUUAAAUCUUCCAUUCUAGGAUCUGCUUCAACCAUGGAAGGAUGUUAUUGAAACACUAGUUUUCUGUUUUUUAUACAUAACGGGAGUCAUUGAAAACC
Corylus avellana is the source of this 2343-nucleotide messenger RNA. RefSeq names its product Ku80 family protein (gene KU80). Gene Ontology annotation, molecular function: double-stranded DNA binding; DNA helicase activity; damaged DNA binding. Gene Ontology annotation, biological process: DNA recombination; double-strand break repair via nonhomologous end joining; telomere maintenance. The record is from RefSeq and is a predicted model, not a curated record. Gene Ontology annotation, cellular component: Ku70:Ku80 complex; nucleus. NCBI's taxonomy places the organism in Eukaryota, Viridiplantae, Streptophyta, Magnoliopsida, Fagales, Betulaceae.